CCUGUUUUGCGGCAGAUGACGGCUCGCCUGAUGCUGGCUGUGGGAGGAGCGGUGCUGGGCUCCCUCCAGUUCGGAUACAACACUGGCGUCAUCAACGCCCCGCAGAAGGUGAUUGAGGAUUUCUACAACCGCACGUGGCUGUACCGAUACGAGGAGCCCAUCAGCCCUGCCACCCUCACCACGCUCUGGUCCCUCUCUGUUGCCAUCUUCUCUGUUGGGGGCAUGAUUGGCUCCUUCUCUGUGGGGCUCUUUGUCAAUCGCUUUGGAAGACGCAAUUCCAUGCUGAUGUCCAACAUCCUUGCCUUCGUGUCAGCUGUCCUCAUGGGCUUCUCCAAGAUGGCUUUCUCCUUUGAGAUGCUCAUCCUCGGCCGCUUCAUCAUCGGCCUCUACUCUGGCCUCACCACAGGUUUCGUGCCCAUGUAUGUGGGCGAGGUGUCCCCUACUGCCCUGCGGGGGGCCUUGGGGACCUUCCACCAGCUUGGCAUCGUCCUGGGCAUCCUCAUCGCACAGGUGUUUGGUUUGGACUUGAUCAUGGGAAAUGAUUCUCUCUGGCCGCUGCUGCUGGGCUUCAUCUUCGUUCCUGCCCUGCUGCAGUGCAUCAUCCUGCCGUUCGCCCCUGAAAGCCCCCGGUUCCUGCUCAUCAACCGCAACGAGGAAAACAAAGCCAAGAGUGUCCUCAAGAAGCUGCGAGGCACAACGGAUGUGAGCAGCGAUCUGCAGGAGAUGAAGGAGGAGAGCCGGCAGAUGAUGAGGGAGAAGAAGGUCACCAUCAUGGAGCUGUUCCGCUCACCCAUGUACCGCCAGCCCAUCCUCAUCGCCAUUGUCCUGCAGCUCUCCCAGCAGCUCUCAGGAAUCAAUGCUGUCUUCUACUACUCCACCAGCAUCUUCGAGAAGUCCGGGGUGGAGCAGCCUGUCUAUGCCACCAUUGGCUCUGGUGUGGUGAACACUGCCUUCACAGUGGUCUCACUGUUCGUGGUGGAGCGAGCCGGGCGCAGGACCCUGCACCUCAUUGGGCUGGCGGGGAUGGCUGGAUGUGCUAUUCUCAUGACCAUUGCCCUCACACUGCUGGAGCAAAUGCCCUGGAUGUCCUACCUCAGCAUUGUGGCCAUCUUUGGGUUUGUGGCCUUCUUUGAGAUCGGCCCAGGCCCCAUCCCGUGGUUCAUCGUUGCGGAGCUGUUCAGCCAAGGCCCCCGUCCUGCUGCUUUCGCUGUGGCUGGGCUCUCCAACUGGACCUCCAACUUCAUCGUGGGAAUGGGCUUCCAAUACAUUGCGCAACUCUGCGGCUCCUACGUCUUCAUUAUCUUCACGGUGCUGCUUGUGCUCUUCUUCAUCUUCACCUACUUCAAAGUACCGGAGACCAAAGGCCGGACCUUUGACGAGAUUGCCUCGGGCUUCCGGCAGAGCGGGGGCGGCCAGAGCGACAAGACCCCGGACGAGUUCCACAGCCUGGGCGCCGACUCGCAGUGAAGCGCCAGUGGCAGCCGCACAUGACAACAUCCCCCUUCAUCACCACCCCCAUCCCGGGACUCACCAAAAUCCAGCACCGCAUGGAUACAGCUGUUUCCUGCU
Molecule: messenger RNA, 1569 nt
Organism: Ficedula albicollis (Collared flycatcher)
Lineage: Eukaryota; Metazoa; Chordata; Aves; Passeriformes; Muscicapidae
Gene: SLC2A1
Product: solute carrier family 2 member 1
Exons: 10
Coding region: 16-1467 (483 amino acids)
Biological process (GO): response to insulin; D-glucose transmembrane transport
Cellular component (GO): basolateral plasma membrane; apical plasma membrane
Source: RefSeq, a predicted model, not a curated record